UCCACAAAUAUCCCUUAAAAGCUUAUAAUAUAGAACUUGUUUAUCAUUAAGCUAUGGCCAUAUUGUUCAUCUUAUUCUUAUCAUUCAUGAUCAAUUCUCAUGGAAAUGCCCUGAGUUUGAAUCACUACGAUAAAACAUGCCCGGACGUGGAAACCAUUGUUGCAAAUGCGGUUAAGAGUGCAGCAAAGAAGGACAAUAAUGUCCCUGCGGCUUUGCUAAGGAUGCAUUUCCACGAUUGCUUCAUACGGGGUUGCGACGGUUCUGUAUUACUAAACUCCGUGGGAAAGAACAAGGCAGAAAAGGAUGGUCCGCCCAAUGGGUCACUACAUGCGUUUUAUGUUAUAGAUAAUGCCAAGAAACAAAUUGAAGCAUGUUGUCCCGGUGUUGUUUCUUGCGCUGACAUCCUCGCCUUUGCUGCUAGAGAUGCGGUUGUGCUUUCCGGAGGACCAACAUGGAAUGUACCAAAAGGGAGGAAAGAUGGAAGGACAUCAAAGGCAAGUGAGACCUCACUAUUGCCAUCUCCAACAUUGAACAUCUCCCAACUUCAAAAGAGCUUCUCUCAAAGAGGGCUUUCUUUGGAUGAUCUAGUAGCUCUCUCAGGUGGGCACACACUAGGAUUCUCCCAUUGUUCCUCAUUUAAAAACAGGAUUUUUAAUUUCAACUCCACCAAUGGCAUAGACCCUUCAAUGCAUCCAUCUUUAGCCGGUAGUUUAAGAAACAUUUGCCCAGCUAAGAACAAUGGAAGAAACGCAGGGGCAUACAUGGACCCUUCAUCGACGACAUUCGAUAACAACUAUUACAAGUUGAUCCUACAGAGGAAAGCCCUUUUCUCGUCCGAUCAAUCUCUGCUUGGUUUUCCAAAGACAAGGAAUUUGGUCAAUAAGUUUGCCAACUCUAAGGAAGCUUUCAUAGAGGCUUUUGUGAGAUCCAUGAUCAAGAUGAGCAGCAUCAAUGGAGGACAGGAGAUUAGAAAGGAUUGCAGAGUUAUCAACUAAUUAAUAUUGUAACCUUCUAUGAAUCUGCAUCUGCUCAAAUGAGCUUCAUUAUUAAAUU
Molecule: messenger RNA, 1053 nt
Organism: Impatiens glandulifera
Lineage: Eukaryota; Viridiplantae; Streptophyta; Magnoliopsida; Ericales; Balsaminaceae
Product: peroxidase 64-like
Exons: 4
Coding region: 54-995 (313 amino acids)
Biological process (GO): hydrogen peroxide catabolic process; response to oxidative stress
Cellular component (GO): plant-type cell wall; plasmodesma
Molecular function (GO): peroxidase activity; heme binding
Source: RefSeq, a predicted model, not a curated record